Molecule: messenger RNA, 1736 nt
Organism: Eutrema salsugineum
Lineage: Eukaryota; Viridiplantae; Streptophyta; Magnoliopsida; Brassicales; Brassicaceae
Exons: 4
Coding region: 157-1365 (402 amino acids)
Biological process (GO): asymmetric cell division
Source: RefSeq, a predicted model, not a curated record
CAAAAAAAUCUCUCUACUUCUUCUUCUUCUCUCUCUAAUUACCUCGGGACUUUCUCCGACUCUCUUCGUCGAUUUAUACACUUCAAACCUUGAUCUGCUUCUUCUUCUCUUAUGCUUCUCUAUUUGACUGUUUUUGGGGUGUACGAAUUGUGAGAGAUGUGGCAAGUUAUUAUAGGAGCAGCCAUUGCUGGAUCCACUGGUUUUGUAGCCAAACGCUUUCUCAACCCUUUCUCUCGAGAUUCUCUCAUUUCCGAGGAUUACGGUGAAGAGCAGGAGCCCGUCACUCCUCCUGUCGGUAUCGGGUUUCUCGACUCUCCUUCCGACAAAGCCAAUGGCGUUUUCCGGUUUUCUAGUUCCGGGUCCACCGUAAAUUCAGGGUCCGGAUCCAGGUCGUCUCCCGGGUUUAGGAAGAGUUCAGGGGUGACAACCAAGGUUACGAUUCGUGGAUUGAUGAAGAAGAAGAAGAAAAACAAUGGUGGGGGCUAUGAGAUCGAGAAGCGAUCUGGAAAUGUUGCUACUGUUUCAACGAAGAGUGACGUUUGCUUGAAAAAGCCGAGGACUUUGGGUGCUGCUUCUGCUUCGAAGCGUGGGUCAUCUUUUAGUAAUCAAGAUAAUUCCCCCUUCAGCUCGGCACUCGGUGUCUGCAUGAUCUAUAUGAUGUCAGCAGAGAAAAGUGAGAUCAGUAAGCUGCAUGCAGCAACAGAAGAAACUGCCAAAGUCAUCCGGGAGCUAAAAGAUGAACUCUCUAGGAUAAAAUCUUUGCAGGGUUUCAAAUUCCCUGAUCGUGCAGCAAGUUCUGAGAAAUCUAGUGGGAAAUCUGGUCAGAUAGAUCUCAUUAAAUCAGAGAUGGCGAGUAGAGAAUCUCUCGACAGAAAUGAUGCUAGCAGCGUCCUAACUGAGGAGCCAGAACAAGAGGCGGUAGAAAUGGAACAGUUAGAGAUGGAACUUGAAUCUGAGCUGCAGAAACUUAAUUUGGCUGAGACAAGUAAGGUUAUGGAGGAAUGUAAGGAUCUGGUGAAUGGAUCUGAGUCCUACCAAUGUGGUGGAAUAUCGGCAUCAGAGCUGGACAAGAAACUAAGCCAUCUUCUCAUCGAACAACAAGAAGGUCAGAUCAAUGAGCUUGAAGCUGAACUGCAAACUACACAGUCCAAACUCCAAGAGAAAGAAGCCGAACUUCGAGCGCUUAAGGUCUGCGUGAGACGCCUGACUGAGUUUCCUCUCUUGGACCGUUCAGAUGAUGAACAUGAACAAGACAUGAACCAGGAUCUCUCAGUCUCAUGGAGGCAGCAUAACCAAAAUAAUAAAGAGGAAAGAAAGCCGAUCAUUGGGAUGAAAAGACCUAUGGAGUCAUCUAUGAAUGGUUAACAAAGUUAAUAACUUUACAUAUUCGCCAUCCCAAAACCUGCACAGUAAGUUCUUGUGUAGACUCCAUCUUGCAACACCCAAAUGAUCCAAAUCUCUGAAUUUUCGUAUCAUCAGUUCAUGCCAAGGUGGUGUUGUACGCAAGCAAACUAGACUUAACCCAGUCAGAUGAUCUUUGUAUAUUCACCAGAAGAAUCCCCAGACUAUCAGAAAUCUUCCAAGUCCUGACUUGUCUAGAGGUUUAGAUUGCUAGGUUUAGUAGAAGAGCUAAUGAUUAUGGAUUUGUGAACUUCUAAAUUUCAUUUGUAUUCUCUAGCUGUUAAGUGUGUGUCAUUGGUGACUUUUCUGAUUAAUUGCAAUUUGCAAAAGAUCGA